ACAGAAUGCUGGUCCUCCACACUGCCCGGGUUCCGGCUCUUUACUGGUGAAGGUAUGCUCGAGUGUGGUCACUGAGGACAAGUCGAUGAGAGAUUCCUGAAUGGGGAUUUCACUGUGUUGCACAGGCUGAAAUUGAACUUCUGGACUGAAGGAAUCUUCCUGACUCACUCUCCAAAUUAGCUAGGAUUACAUGUGCACCACCACAUCUGGCUACUCCAUCAUUUUUAACCAUGUUGAUACAUCACUGCAGACGUCUGCUCAUCUCUGCUGGUCUGAACUCCUAGAUACUAUGCUUUAGAAAGUAGCCUCUUUCUCCAGAUGCGUGACAGACACAACAUUUGCCUAAGGUCAUUAAACAUCUGGAGGAGCUGCCCAGCUACCUCAACCUGCCACUUCCUAUCACUACAUUCUGGACAUCACACUUGUACCUCCUCCUAAGAGCAACCUACACUGGUAUCUUUCCUACUGGGAUUAGAGAGCUUGCUGCAUCAGAACAGCUGACCCUCCCUGCAGUGCAUGCCAGUGUCCUGACAGAAGAUGACCACUGGUCGUGUCAUCACAUACAGGGCACAGGAAACACCAUUGGGACACCUGCUGUAUCUGCUGAGCUACACGGCUAUUCUAGGGGUGCCAGAUUCACAGUGGGGUGAGAUGGUCACCAGGCCUCAGCCCACAGGGCACCCAACGGACCACAACCUCUCAGUCUGUGGAGAAGGAGAACUCACAAUCCUGGCAAUUAAGCAACUCGGGGGCCACUGGAAAGCCACACUGAGCAAAGGACGAAGACACACCAGGGCUCGAUCUGCAGGACUCCAUUCCUGGGAAGCUCAAGGACAGGCAACAAAGGAAUCUGUGGGCUGCCAGGGUGGGGUGGGCACGAGGGUGGCUGGAGAGGCAGGAGGAUACCGUCUGGGGCAAGGCAGAUGUCACAGGUCUGGACAAAAUGGUAACACAAGUGUAUGCAUUUAUGAAAUCCCUCAGAUUGGGCACAUACUAUUAGGCAUUUUAUUGUAUGUAAAUUCGACCUCAUUUAAGGCAAUUUUUAAAGUAUCAGGUGAGUCUUCCAAGCAGUGCACGGAGCAAAGGAGCCCGAAGCAUGACUGCCUAGGAGAGAAGCAAGAGAGGCCUGUGUGUUCCCACAUUCCUACCGCAGCUGCUGCUCCCUCUCCUGACAUUCCCACUGCCUCCCAGGAAUCUCUGUGCACCUUCCACCGGGCCCCACACACAGUUUCCGUGAGACUCCAGAUAUUCAGAAACUGUGAUCAAGUGCUCCUGGAUGCCCCUGAUAUCUGAAGACCCCGGGAGGUCAAACCCUGUAUUUUUCCCUUUUCUGAGCAAACAGGAAGUCACAUUGCUUUCACAGUCAAAGGACCAGUGUCACCUCUGUGGAGACCCG
Pongo pygmaeus (Bornean orangutan) is the source of this 1396-nucleotide messenger RNA. RefSeq lists its product as uncharacterized. The record is from RefSeq and is a predicted model, not a curated record. Bases 538 to 1293 code for a protein of 251 amino acids. NCBI's taxonomy places the organism in Eukaryota, Metazoa, Chordata, Mammalia, Primates, Hominidae. The transcript is spliced from 6 exons.